This is a messenger RNA of Doryrhamphus excisus (bluestripe pipefish), 982 nucleotides long. Lineage: Eukaryota; Metazoa; Chordata; Actinopteri; Syngnathiformes; Syngnathidae. The record is from RefSeq and is a predicted model, not a curated record.
GUUUUACUGCUUCUCAUUCUCAAUUUCGGUCUCCUUUACUGGUUUGUCACUCUUCGUGGUGGUAUAGUUAGGCAUGCGUCACGUGCAUGAACGUGCCAAGUCAAUUGGAAGGGGGGGGGCAUAAACAGCACAAACUACUUACCACCAAAGAGCGUCUUUGUUUACCACAUCGACGAGAAAGCUCUGUAUAUUUUCUUGUGCAAUUGGAUUUUGCGAUACGCUUCAGGCUGUGCUACUCAUGAGACUUUGAUCAACGGGAGAUGCUGCUACAUGUGCCGCCCAGGAACAUAUCUGAAGGAACUCUGCACAAACACAACGCAAACUGUCUGUGAGCCAUGUCCUCAUGGCUCCUUCUCUGAAAAAUAUAACAUCUUUGACAAAUGUGCGCAAUGUCAAUCAUGUCAAGGUGAUCACCGAGAACAAAAAGAGAGCUGCUCUCCAACCACAAACACAAAGUGCUCGUGCAGCCCUGGUUUCCUGUGCAUCGACGAGGUGUGCUCAGAAUGCCAGGAAAACAACUGCACUGCCGGCCAGAAAGCCGUGAAGACAGACCUGAUGCACUAUGAGUGCAAAGAAGCGUGUCCUGAUCAUGAAUAUUGGGAUGUGAAAACGAACAUCUGCAGAACACGGACACAGUGCAGAAAGGAAGGAUUCGUGGAGCAAUUUCCAGGGAAUGGAACCCAUAACUCUGUCUGCGGUAGACACGACAAUGACGCCCUGUAUGUGAACCUGAGCAUCGGAUGUGCCUUGCUGUCCGUCAUUGUUCUUGUGAUCCUGUCCAUAGUCUGUAUAAUCAUGGCAAGGAUGUGUAAAGCAGGGAGAGCCGCUGAUGCUGCGGCCAGCCAGCGGGAAUAUCACCUGUCGGUGGAAGAAAGCGGAUUACAACUCCGGGCGGAUUGCAGCAAGAGCCAACUCCAGGAAAUAGUCACCAUCUUGUCAUAGACGUGAGAAAAUGAAUGAGUUUUAGAUCCGCUGGUCACUA